CGCGGUCGAACAACCUUGCGCGCCCCUAGUGUCCGCCUGAAAACACCAAACGGGAGAGCUUGUCGUCACAGCACCUAAUACUCUGUUUCAAGAUGGAUCUCAUCCACAUGACUGAUGAAGAGCUUAUUAACGAGCCCUUCAAUCCUUGCUACACAGUUGUGCCAACGAAGCCGGCGAUCGUCAACCAAGAUAACCACUAUGAGCGCGUAGCCUUUCUGGAACGGCCGCUGCUUGGUCCACUGCUUUUCGUCAACAACGCUUCCGAUGCCAGAGAUCACUGCGCGAACGAGAGAACUUUCCUAUCUUGGCUUCGUCUUGCGACCUAUAUGGCCAUCGUGUCUGUAGCAAUCGUCAUAUCAUUCCAUCUCAAACAUCAGCCCAGUGACCUCGAGAGACGGUUGGCUUUGCCUUUUGGGCUUAUUUUUUGGGUCCUCUCACUUGCAUGUUUGGUUUCUGGUCUGGCAAACUACAUCAACACUGUUACAAACUACAGCCGAAGAGCAGCACUGGUUCAGUCAGGAUGGAAGACGCAAAUUGUUUUUACUGUUGUUGCAACUGCCAUUGUUGCAGCAUGCAUUCUAUUUCUCUCCACUGGUGCUGGUAAGUAGAUCAGGCUAAUGGGCCAUCUUGGUCCAGUGGAGCCCCAAAUCGCAUACUCCCCAUCCCUCUGUGCCUUUUUCGAACCGCCAGCGCCAUCAGUACAAUUGUUGCAUCCCCGAACUCGGAAUCAAGAAAAUUCAAGAACUGCCCAAGUAGUGUCAUCGACGGUGGUGUAAAUCACACCCGAAUUCAGCAAGUUG
Molecule: messenger RNA, 800 nt
Organism: Aplosporella prunicola CBS 121167
Lineage: Eukaryota; Fungi; Ascomycota; Dothideomycetes; Botryosphaeriales; Aplosporellaceae
Exons: 5
Coding region: 93-608 (171 amino acids)
Source: RefSeq, a predicted model, not a curated record